Molecule: messenger RNA, 5343 nt
Organism: Tachysurus vachellii
Lineage: Eukaryota; Metazoa; Chordata; Actinopteri; Siluriformes; Bagridae
Gene: nalf1a
Product: NALCN channel auxiliary factor 1a
Exons: 3
Coding region: 470-1558 (362 amino acids)
Biological process (GO): calcium ion import across plasma membrane
Cellular component (GO): plasma membrane
Molecular function (GO): stretch-activated, monoatomic cation-selective, calcium channel activity
Source: RefSeq, a predicted model, not a curated record
GAGGGGGAAGAGGCCACCUCGUGCAGACGCGGAAGCGCCGGAUCGAGUCCCUGCGCUUCCAGCCAGAAACCCCGGAACCGGAGCCAGCGGCCCGAGCGCACCGCGGCGGCUCUGCGCCAAGCGCGAGAGUGGAGCGCGUGACGAAUAACGAAGAACGAGGAGACCAUGUUGCUGCGCACGCGACCGCCUCUUCUUCCUCUCCUUCUUCUACUUCUUGUUCUUUCUCGCGCUCUCGAGCGGGCCUUCGACGAUGCACGCAGUAAUAAUAAUCCCAUCGUCCCCCAAAUGGACUAACUGAUUAUCGCAGAUCAUCGCGGAGGGAAGCCGCCGUUCAGUGUCACGGUGGGAAAGUGAAGGUAUAGAAAGAGGAAGAAACGGACGCGCGAGGCGGACCUCAACGUCAAAUGACCAUAGUGGCAGAAAAGAAGCCGCCACGGUGGAGUCGGUCUGUGCUGCGCUUGUCCGAAAUAUGACCAGCGGCACUCGCAAGCCUCGGCAGAGAGAUGACGGCAUAACGCACCGGCUUGCACCGCGAGAGAACGAGCAGCAGUCCGCAGACUCCGAGCGGGCGCAACGAUGGCGGCUCUCCUUGGCGUCGCUCGUCGUCUUUGCCGCGCUGCUUUCUGACCGGCCGCGCUUCUGCGCCGAGGCCAAGCUUACCAAAAGCCGAGACGAGGAGCCGGGGCGGAUUGCUUCGCCUCGAGACGACAUUUAUCUUGGAAACACUAGUCAACCGGCGUGGAGACUGGAAACGUGCCACGCGAACGGCGCGUCCAGGAGCUGCUUCACGUUCGUCGACGCGGACCACCUGUGUGAGGGCCUCUCGGGGCCAGACGUGAACCCGAGCGACUUGUACCUCUCGUUUUGCAACGCCUAUUCGCUAAUGGAUUUGCUGUACGGCUCGACGAACCCGGACAACUUAAACUGCAGCGUGGAUGCGCUCGCAAGCGACGACCCUUCCAGGUGUAGCCUGUGCGUACAGGCGUACCAGCGCUAUGACCUGCACGCUCAGGAGAAAUACGAGGAGUUCGAGAGCAUGACCGAGCGCUUUGAGACGACCGCGUACUCGGUGCGAACGUGCAUGGAUGAGUGUAAGGUGGUGUACAAGCCCUGGCUCUGCGCUCAGUUUUUCCAGAGCAAUCAGUCCAGCUGUAGCCACAAGAUCCCAUGUGAGCAGUACUGUCUUGAGGUCCAGCAGAGGUGUCCCUUCAUAUUGCCUGACAAUGAUGACCUUAUACAUGGAGGCACUCCCAGUUUUAUAUGUUCAGGGCUUUCAGAGGAUGCAGACGACACAAAGCAUGAGCCACAGUGCUGUGAUGUGCGGUGGGAGCUAAAAUUCAAAGAAUGUUCGCACAGCACAUUCAAAAGGACUCAUCCCUCACGCCAGCAUACGUCUGCUACGACCUCGGGAGCGCCGAGGCUGAAUCAAGGCAGACUGAAGCUCUGCUUGCUAGUCCUGGUCCUCUUGCACACGGUAGCGGCCAUGACAGCUGUCCAGAACUCCACCUGCCUUGCCACCAUCUUCCCGCUGGAGGACAAUGCCCCCAGAGAAGAGUGACUGGAGGCAGGAAGUGGGUUGGCUCUAGCCAAUCAGCAUGCUCCAAAAAGCGAAAUAUGGCCAGCAAGGAACUGGGCCGAACCGAGUCGAAACAAGCACGCCAGGCACGCCGGCAGAUCCCUAACUGCGCUUUACAUGUUCAGUGCUCUUUAUGCCCCAGGUAGAAGAAAUGGCAAGAGAGAAUUCAAGAGAAGGGCAAGAAGAGAUGAAGGAAGAGGAAGACCAAGGCUGUGUCCUUUUGAGAUGUCAGUUCUCACACUGUUCUGAAAAGUAUACAUUUUGUUUUUUUGUUGUAUCAGAUGAUGGUCAGACUUUUUCUCUUUUUAGCUUCUGCUGUCAAAAUGGGUUUCUGUGUUUGUCAUCCACUUCAUAUUAAAAUGGAACGAGGGAAGAAACCUGAGUUAUAUGUAUCCAUGUCUCAGACAAACAACUCUAUGUCAUAUAUUGUUUUUACAUUUGACAGCUAGCAUGAAUAGAAAUAUGCUGUAUUUGGAAAGAUACGAACAGGAGGCUGAUUGUGGAUUUAAAUCCGUUAACUACCUGUAACCUCCAUUCUUCAUUGACCAGAUUCAGAUCUUUGCCUUGCAAACAAGAUAUAGACAGGGCCAUGUCAAAACAGCCUUAAAAACAGAACCCCAUAGCAAUCAUUUGUGUACUAUACCAUUUCCCAUGUUUAGCCUCUAUAUAUCCUUGCUGCUUAGCAGACUACAUUAAAGCCCUCUUGAUAUCCUGAUACCUACUGGGACAGCUGAUAUCUUUUUAAUGUGCAGUGAAAAGUGUGCUGAUCCACCACCAUCUUGCCACCAUUCUUACAAAAUAUGGAAGGAAACCAGACUGGAUGCUAGGAAUGAAGAACUGGUAGACAGUUCAAAGAUGCAAAUCAGCCAGUUAUAUUUUGUGUGAAUAAUGGAAUGGCUCUUUAGUAUUCCAUCCAAAAAAGCUCGAUCAAAACAUUUGUUUUAUUAAAGUUUGAUUCAGAUCAUGAGCCAUUAUAGCCAUUGUCCCUCUUUCCAUUAUAGCUCGAUCUUUACCUCGACAGGCUGCAAUAACAUGACUGGAGUGCCUGGUCUUGCCUAAAACACAUACAAAAGGAACAACAGCUGCUCCAUCAAAAACAAGUUUUAUUUAGAAUGUGGUUGUUAAAUGACCGCAGAUUAACUUUCUUUGGGUGGUUCAUACUGUAGAUGGUUCAAAAUGAUAUCAUGUUUUGACAAUUUUAUCAAUGCUUGUUCUUAUUUCCACACUUUUUUUUUAUGCCCUUAAUACGGUAACUUAUAAUGCUAACGAGCUGCUGAAAAGAGCUGCAUAGUGAUCAGUUGUAAUUGCGCUGUAAUUUUUUUGUUAUCGUUUUGGUCUCAAAAUGUCCUACACUGUUGUGUAAAGGGCUUAGCAGAUAGCUUGGAAGAGAAGGAGUUCUCAAGGGCUUAUUCUUUAAACCUCCUUCUGUGUGUAGGACUGUACGUUUUUAAUGUCUGACUGUAUGAGCGUCUGGCUGCUGAUAUACUGUUUUGCGGUCUGUUUUACUUGGUGUUACAUCACUAAUCUAUGUUAAAAGGCGUAUUCUUAUGCUUAACCUUUACUGUGUCUUUGUAAUUGGCUGGAUAACCUUCCCGGGCACAUAUGUUUCACAUAAUAAUGUUGCAAUGUCCCUCAAUCUGAAAGGCCCAAGUGCCUCAGCUGUUCAUUUGUUUAAUGCUAUUUCUUUAACACAGCAGUAUACAGAGAAAUGGCAGCAGUUACAGCGACAGUUGAUUAACAGUGUAUCCGACACACAGGUGAUGCUUGGCUGUGGCGCUGAAGUUAUCAAUAUUGAAAGGAGCCCAAGUACAUUUUGGGCUUUAAAAAUAUAACAUUGCGUUCAGACUAAAUUUAGAGAACACAGCUCGCCUUUGUUUUUAAUUUGGCUCUGACACGCACCCAGCUCUGGAGAGACAAGAACCACAGAAAGCUUUGUAAAGUUUUCAUAUUUAUUCCUUUUUAGAGUCAGUUUGGGCAAGUUCACAGUUUGUACUUAGAUUGUCAGAGCAGCUCCUAAUAUUUGCACAGUCUCAUUUUCUGCACACUUUGGUUGCACUUUUCCUGGUUCACGUAUUUGAGCUUAUAACAUUUCUGGCUCCCUUCUUAACCGCUCAGAUCAAACCACUUUAUUGUGUUGUCAAGUGCGAGAAAACAGCAGAAAUACAGUUUACAGGUGAAUACAUUAUACAGGUAACUCAAUAUACAGGUAAUUACUAGAUUGUUCUCUUUCAGCCUCCUCACACAGUUUCUAACCGAUCCGCAAUAGAACAACUAGCAUGGAGUUACUCGCACCUUUCUCUUUAUCAAAGGCUAACAACGUUGAUUUACACCACCAAGUUACCAAAAGCAUCAGUUUUGCUCUCUUAGUAAUUCACAUAAGAGCUAUGAUUUCAUGCCGUAAUACGGGUAAUUUUAGACUUUCACAUAGACUUGUCAUGGUUGAGUGACUUUGUUUGGAUAUAUAUCAGCACUAACACCUAUUUCGACUCUGCUCUGUGAUCAAAGAGGAAAUAAUGAUACACAAUGAUGAACUGUCGCUAGUUCCACGACAACGACAUACGUGAAACUCGACCCUGUGGGAAACACUGAUUUUAUUACAGUAUAUAAUAAAGACCAGGCUAGUCUUAUAUUGUAGUUUUGUGAUGAUGGCUUUAAUAAGUGAACCUAAAAAACAUGCUUUAACCCAUAGUCAUGUUGUAUGUUCUAUUUGCUGUUUAAUGCAGCUGGCCAAGGUCUUACAGUUCAGAGGUGACAAUCAUUCCUCAUUCCAUUAAACAUUUGAGUAUUCUAAAAAAAUAUGAUCUAGCCUUACAAACAAACAACGGGAUUUGUGGAUAUUGGGGAUGUCCCAUAAUUAGAAUAUAUAUGUAUAUAUCUUUUAUUAUAAUAAAAAUAUUCUAAGGAAGGAUAUUCAAGAACAAAUUCUUGACAGCAGAGUUUUUCAGGGUUUGCGGUGUCCAACACUGCCGAGUGGCGCACAUCGUCUUCUUUAUAUAAACUGUUUUACUCUGCAUUACAUUUUACCCUGACAGCAUAUACUGUACUAUGCCCUGUGGUAACUCAGAACUACAGUUUCUAGAGAAAGGACGUCAAAGAAAACCAGAUGCAUGUUAUAAUAUUUACGUUAUGACAACACAAAUCCUUUCAUAGCGAUCGUCAUUCAGCCUGUAAGCCAUUUUAAGUUUCCACUCAAAGGUGACACUUAAAAAGUCUCCAGAACUGGCCUCCAUGUUGGUCUUGUUGACCUUAUUAAAAACUUAAGGCUGAUCCUACACAAUUCAUCUAACCUUCCCUCAGAUAUUUCACACGUUUUUGCUUUUCAUCCUUUGUCUGAACCAUUUAUCUUUGGAAAUCCUGUUGAUCUAUGCAGAUGUGCCUCUGUCAUUAUAUUGUAGAUUUGUGCCAAUGUAAAUUUGUGCUAAUUUGUCUCACUGUUGCCUGUCUUUAUUUGAGAUUUUUGGUGUUUUUUUCCUCUCCCCUAAUUUUUUCUACUCUGUUACCCUUCUGUUGGUCACAUGUCGGUGGUUUUGGCACUGCAUUUUCUUAGUCACGUCUCAAAAAGUGCAAGCUGCUUCAGUGAAUGUUUUCCUCUUCUGGGCUGAGCAAAUCGUGGUUCCGUGGAAUUUCAAACGCUGACAUGGAAUCAGACUGACAUAUAUAGAUAUUACAAUUAUUAUUACAGUGUCAUAUUGUCACACAAUAGAUGCUUUAGUUCACUGUUUCUCUUUUCAUUUUUUUUACACAAAGACUUUGAUUAAAUAUUUAUA